Molecule: messenger RNA, 1572 nt
Organism: Orbilia oligospora ATCC 24927
Lineage: Eukaryota; Fungi; Ascomycota; Orbiliomycetes; Orbiliales; Orbiliaceae
Exons: 3
Coding region: 1-1572 (523 amino acids)
Biological process (GO): endoplasmic reticulum unfolded protein response; retrograde protein transport, ER to cytosol
Cellular component (GO): endoplasmic reticulum lumen
Source: RefSeq, a predicted model, not a curated record
AUGGUCCGGUUAUCAUCUAUGGCGGGUGCAACGGCGCUGCUCACUCUCGCGCUGCAACUUCGCACUAUAGGUGCUAUGUUUAGCGUCCAUGAGGACUUGCUGGCGUAUCCGCAGUACGAGGUACGCUUUCCUAGUUCCCAAGACUCAUAUGUCACCGAAGAAGAAGCCGAUCGCAAGAUGGCAUCUAUGUCGUUACGAGAUUUACAACAAGUGUCUACGUCUUCUACGCCUCCUUCCACGAAUCCUACCGAUAGUCCUGGAACGAAUGGCGACGAAGGUUCUGGCUCCCUUGCUGUUCAGAAUACAGAUCAAAAUGGUGAUGGUAGCGGAGCAUUCUCACAUCGUGCUUCUGAUGAUGUUAUCUACGAAGCCAUGAGGAUGGGUAAACGACGAUACCUCUGUUCGAUCCCCGUUGUCCAACCACUACCAAAACUAAACGCUACGGAAAGACGAAAGAAUAAGUCCGAAGAAGAUAAGGAACUGGCGCGGGCUACUGUCUCCGGAACGGAGUUGUUGAGGGGGAUGGAAGGGAGUUGUUUGUAUUUUAUUUCCGGUUGGUGGUCUUAUAGCUUUUGCUAUAAUGAUCAUAUCAAGCAGUUUCAUCAGUUACCGCCUGCGAAUGGAGUUCCGGCUUUACCGCCUGUAGAGGAUCCUCAUGCUGCUAGUUAUAUUCUUGGUAGGGCGGCGGUUCCGGAUAGAGAUGCUAAGCCGGAUAUGCCGAAGGAAGGAGGGGUGAUGGAGAUGGCGGCGAAUGGGGAGUUGAAGUAUUUGGUGCAGAAGUUGGCGGGGGGUACUUUGUGUGAUAUUACGGGGAAGGAGAGGAGGAUUGAGUUGCAGUAUCAUUGUUCACCACAUGCGUCGCAAGAUCGGAUCGGUUUUAUUAAGGAGGUCACGACAUGUUGCUACCUUAUGGUGAUCUAUACUCCACGACUUUGUAGCGAUGCGGCCUUCCAGCCUCCUGCCGAAAGUAGGGCGAAUCAAAUCGAGUGUCUGGAGGUUAUGAAUGAAGAAAGGAUUAAAGAAUACCGAGCUGAGAAGGAAAGAAGGGAGAAGAACCUACAAGCUCUAUUAGAGAUUGUAGGAACCGAAGCCGAACAAGAGUUGGCAGGAAAGUUACAGACUGGAUCUGGGAAGAAACCAUAUGCUUCGAAGCCGAAUUAUAAGAUUAGGGGUAAAGGGAACGAGAGGGGGGGUAAGGAAGGGGAUAAUCCGGAUGGGACUUAUAUUAUUACUGGGAAUGAUGGGAGGGAACAGAUGGUUAUGGUUCAAGAGUUGGAGGUAGAUGCUAAUAUGUUGAAGAAUUUACCUGCGGGGAUGGAUAUUGCUGAUAUUGAGGCGUUUGCGAGGAUGGCGGGAGCAAGGCAGGGACAGGGACAGCAGGUUGGUGCGGGGAGACCAGUUGAGAUUGAUGCGAAUAUGAUGAAGAAACUUCAAGAGGAAGGGAGGAAACAUCAGCAUCAAAGGGAGAUUAAGCCGGGGAAGAAGGGUGAAGAGGGAGGUAAUGAGAAGAAGAAGGAGGACGGGAAGGAGAAGAAGAAGAAGCAGGCUGGUGAGGGGCAUGAUGAGCUAUAG